This is a messenger RNA of Capra hircus (goat), 3551 nucleotides long. RefSeq names its product inositol monophosphatase 2 (gene IMPA2). Gene Ontology annotation, biological process: signal transduction; inositol metabolic process; phosphatidylinositol phosphate biosynthetic process. The transcript has 8 exons. NCBI's taxonomy places the organism in Eukaryota, Metazoa, Chordata, Mammalia, Artiodactyla, Bovidae. The record is from RefSeq and is a predicted model, not a curated record. Gene Ontology annotation, molecular function: inositol monophosphate 1-phosphatase activity. Bases 190 to 1056 code for a protein of 288 amino acids.
GAGCGGGGCGGGGCUCUGGGCACUGCUCCCCAGCCAGGCGCCGGUCCAGCUCGGCCCUCGCCCGCUCCCCGCCCCCUGCAGGUCCGCACCCGCGGGCGGGCGCGGCCCAGGAGCGGAGCGGCCAGAAGCGCUGGGCGAGCGUGGAGCCUGGCGUCGGGGCCGGGGGCGCCUGCUGGCCCGGAGGCCGCGAUGAAGGCGAGCGGCGAAGACGGGAAGGCGCCGGCCGGGGGCCCAUGGGAGGAGUGCUUCGAGGCGGCGGUGCAGCUGGCUUUGCGGGCGGGACAGAUCAUCAGAAAAGCCCUUUCUGAGGAAAAACGUGUCUCAACCAAGACGUCAGCCGCAGACCUGGUGACAGAGACGGACCACGUGGUGGAGGCCCUGAUCCUGCAGGAGCUGCAGACCAGAUUUCCCUCCCACAGGUUCAUUGCUGAGGAGGCUGCGGCCGCCGGGGCCAAGUGCGUGCUCACACCCAGCCCCACAUGGAUCGUGGACCCCAUUGACGGCACCUGCAACUUUGUGCACAGGUUCCCAACUGUGGCGGUGAGCAUUGGCUUUGCUGUGAACCAGGAGCUGGAGUUUGGGGUGAUUUACCACUGCACGGAGGAGCGGCUGUACACGGGCCGGAGGGGCCAGGGUGCCUUCUGCAACGGUCAGCGACUGCGCGUCUCCAGGGAGACAGACCUAUCCAAGGCCUUGGUUCUAACAGAAAUCGGACCCAGAAGAGACCCCGCAACCCUGAAGCUGUUCCUGAGCAACAUGGAGAGGCUACUCCACGCGGGUGCCCACGGGGUUCGUGUCAUCGGCAGCUCCACCCUGGCGCUCUGCCACCUGGCUGCAGGCACUGCCGACGCCUACUACCAGUUUGGCCUGCACUGCUGGGACCUGGCCGCAGCCACGGUCAUCAUCAGGGAAGCCGGGGGCGUUGUGAUGGACACAUCAGGUGGGCCACUGGACCUCAUGUCAUGCAGGGUGGUUGCUGCAGGCACAAGGGAGAUGGCGGUGCUCAUUGCCCAGGCCCUGCAGACAAUUAACUACGGGCGGGACGAUGAGCGGUGAGGGGAGCAGACACAGGGCCAACCUGGAUGGGGGCCUACCGGGAGCCUGGAGCUGGCAAGACCCUAAACAGCAGGAUUUCCUGAUCCCCAGAGGAGCCAUCAGGCCGAGCCUGGCUGUCCGGCUGAGCCUGUGUCUGGGUGCCUUUGUUGUCUGGUGUCUUCUCUUUAUGACCUCACGUCAGGUUAGUCCAGCCGUCCACCAGGACCGGAACCCAGAUCUCACAGGACAUAUGUGCUGAUAUUGCAAUCAUGAUUUUGUUUCCAGAAUGCAAAUCUCAGGUGAUAAGGCUUUAGAACUGCUGAUAAAGCAGGCUUGUUCUCAGCACCCCUCCCCAUGCCCCAUGACACUUCAGAAUACAAUAAACCAAGUGACGCCACUCUGCUUAUGUUUCCCUCCACAAGUGUGUCUCCUGUUUCCCCUAAUGACCCCAAAAUCCACAGGCCCUUUAGGGAAGUUGUUGGCACGUUACAGCCCAGAGUCCACACGUGGUUUUUUGUCUGCCUGCCACUGGUGAGGACAACUUCAGUCAUUAUCGUGUCUGUAUUUAAAAUCCAGGGCGUGGGUCAGACUGAAGAAAACCUAACCAAAAUCAAACCUCUAAAAUCCUAUUGUUUUUGUGAUCAGUUUAAUGAAGAAAAGUAUUUUCUUGGCCUAUUUUUUUUCCUCUUUAGGAAGAGGAAUUCUAUAUAACAGCAGUUCUAAUGAGGAUGUUCUCUGGAUGAACUUAAACAUUCACUGAGGUUUGAGAAUCAAGAAAGUCAGUCUUAGGACAGAGGAAGUUCCAGUCAUGCUUAACUUUCUCCCUCGUGUCCUCCUAAUUUGCCGUCAACAAUACUUACAGAGCAUUUAGAGCCGCCUGACAGCUGCUGCCUCUGGCGCCUGAACUCCGGGGCUCAGCCCAUAUGAUGACACAGGCCUUGUCACCAAACCGCGCCCAGAGAGCUCUGCGAGCUCCGCGGAGCCUCGCAACCCUGCACGCUGACUCCCCCUCACCAUCCACUGCCCUCCACUCACAGGGCAGGUGCCCACUCAGACCUCUGGAGGAUGGACCCCAGGGGGUUUCCUGGGAAAUCCCCUCCCUAGUCAAUCCCCAGGGGGCUUAUCUCCACCUGCCCUUGGGUGGUGGAUUGAUAAGUUUGUAUCUUUAGGAAGGAGUUUCCUUAUCUGAAUGGGUUGCCAGGUGAACCCCCAAAAGGUACAAUGGUCAAGGGCCUAGACACGUGAGGACUGGGGUCUCUUUUGGGGCUAAAGAAUCUCCCACUCCUGUGCACAAAGACCCACCUUUGACAGCCACAGGCUGUGUGGGGGCGUGGAGGCCUCAGCAGCUGGAUAAAGGGCCAUUUACUGCCGUUGGAGCUGGGGGCUGGUCCCCUCCCCAUCCCUGGGGUGGAGACCACAUGCAGAGCCAGAUAGGGCCAGGGUAGAUGUGUGGGGAAAGAGGUUUGGACCCUCACUCCUGACAGUCCAGGAUCGCAUCCCUUGGCCUUUGCCAUCUCUCGACUUGGAGAAAAGCCUGAGUUUCUACUUACCUGGCUCACUGCCACAGCUUGAUGCUGGUGUGGGUGCCCUGUUUCUGCUCUGGCUACAACAGACUUCUAGUUGGCAAUGAGGUCAUUGCAGAAAAGGAAGGAAAAGGCCUGGGCCACCUGGCUUUACAUUUUUAAAAACCACGUUGCCACAUCUGUCCACCUGUGUCCCCAGUGGCAUUGUUCACAGUUGCCAAGAGAGGGGAGCCACCCCAAUGUCCAUUGACAACCGAUGGAUUAAUGGAAUGUGGUCCAUCACAUGGUCAGGAUGGUAUUCAGCCUAAGAAGGAAGGGGAUCCUGCCACCUGCAGGUGAAUGAACAUUCUGCUCAGUGAAUCCAGUGGACACAAAAGGAGCAACACCGAGUGACAAAGCAGUCAAGCUCAUGGACACAGAAGUAGGCCCCGGGGCCUCAGAGAGGGAUGAGGGGUUAUUGUUUGAAGGGUAUGCUGCUGCUGCUGCUAAGUCGCUUCAGUCAUGUGCGGACCCCAUAAACGGCAGCCCACCAGGCUCCCCCAUCCCUGGGAUUCUCCAGGCAAGAACACUGAAGUGGGUUGCCAUUGCCUUCUCCGUUGUGAAAGUGAAGUCACUCAGUCGUGUCUGACUCUUGUGACCCCAUGGACUGUAGCCUACCAGGCUUCUCUGUCCAUGGGAUUUUCCAGGCAAGAGUACUGGAGUGGGUUGCCAUUGCCUUCUCCGUUGAAGGGUAUGGGUCAACUCUAUUUCAAUAGAAUUGUUUUAUUAAAAAAGAGUAAAGUGUAUGGAGAUUCCAUUGUGCAAGAUGAAACAUGCAGAUCUAUUGCAUGAGCAUAGAUGUACUUAACAGUAUAUAACUAAAUAUACAGUAUUUAAAUAUACAACAUAUCAGUAAAUAUACUUAACAGUACUGAAUGGUACACUUAAAAUGGUUUAGAUGGUAAAUUCUGUGUUAUGUGUUUUACCACAAUUAAAAUAUUUUAAAAUUACUUU